CAGAUGUCGCAAUUGCACAUAGCCAUUGUUAGCGAAGUUAUCGAAUAAAUGUAGAUUUUAUAUUUACUUUUGAACGUAUUUUUCGUUAACAAAUUGUUUUAUUGGUUUGUAAAUAGUGAGAAGUCACUUAAUUGGUAAUUAGUAUAUCUAAUAGAGAAAAAGAAAAAAAAAGUGAAAUAAUAUUGGUAUUACAAAUAGCGUGUCUCAUUUUCAAGCUCGUGCCACCCGCCAUAACGAACGCUUCUUGAUACGAAUAGUUCGUUUGAAUGAAUCUUUCGAACGUGCUCGGGUUUUGUUAAUUGGUGUGAGUUUUUUGGUGUGGCAUUUUUAAUGCGCACAAGAUAAUUGCAUGCGAAUUGACUUAUGGUGACAAUUUGAAGUCAUGGAAGUGGCACGAAAGUUGCAUUUUGAUGCGUGUGAUAUAGAAGAUGAGGAACUUAAUAUAAGCAGCCUUGGAAACAACUCGAGUUGCGAUAUCGAAGAUGUUUUUGAUUCUUCGACCGAGUAUUCCGGAUGCUUAUCUACACUUCAACCGAAAAAAUUGUCUUUCACUAGUCCACCUGCCUGCGAUCUCAAUGAAACCUUUACAGUACCACACAAUAAUAACAAAACACCGGCCAUCAAUGUGACAGGACCUUCUGGAAUAAAAAUUCCAUCUCGUGAAACUGGCUGUUCACAAAAAAUGUCUCUGGCUUGUAGCCCACCAUACAAGCGUGUCAGAGCAUUAAGAUUGUUUGACUCACCUGCUACACCUAAAACUUUAAUGGAAAAAAGUACAAUGCAUACUCCACUUCCUUCUAAAUGUACUAGACUUUUCUCGCUAGAGAAGCCUAGACCUGUAGCUAGCAGUUACCAAAGUAAAUCAGAUAGACCUGCAGCCAAUGUUAAUCCCUUUACACCAAAUGGAAUGUUAUUAACAGCAAGAAAGAGAAGUAGAUCAAAGCGUAGUCUUAAUGGAUCUCCUGAUGUUCAAAAUAAUAAAUUUGAUCUUGCUGACUCUGAGGAUUCUGAAAAUGAAAUAGAGCAACCAACUAAACGUGUAGCUUUACAUGAAUCUAACAUUCCCAGGUACCAUAGAGAGUUCCAUGAACUUGGUUUAAUUGGUACUGGUGAAUUUGGUUCUGUUUAUAAAUGUAUUAAUAGAUUAGAUGGAUGCGUUUAUGCUAUUAAAAAAAGCAUUAAACCUGUAGCUGGAAGCAUAAAUGAAAAAAAUGCAUUAAACGAAGUAUAUGCACAUGCUGUUCUUGGCAAACAUCAACAUGUUGUACGAUAUUAUUCGGCAUGGGCAGAAGAUAAUCAUAUGAUUAUACAAAACGAAUAUUGCAAUGGUGGUAGUUUGGCAGAUGCCAUUUUAACUUUGCAAAAAGAAAAGAAACAUUUGUCUGAAGCAGAAAUGCGCCAGUUAUUGUUACAUGUUGCUGAAGGUUUAAGAUAUAUCCAUAGUGUCCAGUUAGUACAUAUGGAUAUUAAACCAGGAAAUAUAUUUAUUUCAAAGGAGAAAAGGCUACUUGCUGUUAAUUAUGAUUCAGCUGAUGAUGGUUUUGACGAAGAAGAAAUUGUUGAAGAAGAAAUCACAUAUAAAAUUGGAGAUUUGGGUCAUGUAACAUCUAUUAGUAAUCCACAAGUUGAAGAGGGUGAUUGUAGAUAUUUGCCAACUGAAAUCUUACAUGAAGAUUUCAAUCAUUUAACAAAAGCUGAUAUCUUUGCCUUGGGUCUUACGGUAUAUGAAGCUGGUGGUGGUGGUCCACUUCCCAAGAAUGGUCCAGAAUGGCAUGAUAUUAGAAAUGGAAAUUUAAAAGAAUUAUCGCCUUAUAGUAGAGAUCUCAAUGAUUUGCUAAAGUUAAUGAUUCAUCCAAAUCCUGAAAUGAGGCCUUCAGCUAUAUCACUUAUUCAACACAGAGUACUAUGCCCAUAUGGAAAUAAAACAAAAGCUCAGCUUCGGCGUGAAUUAAAUGCUGAAAAAUUGAAAAAUGAGAUUUUAUCAAAGCAAUUACAAGAAGCAGCAAAGUGUAUUAAAACAUUUGCUCCAAACGUAGCUGCAAUAAAUGGCACAGUAAAUUCUGAAAGAUAUAGAUUAAGAUCUGCAACAAAUAGAAUCUCAAACAGAGCUAUUGGCAAAAAGGUCAAUCGUAGCAAUAGUACUACAAAUUUUUAAAUGUUAUGUAUUGCUUUUACACUUUAUUAAGAAUACAAAGAAGAUAAAGGUGCUACAGAAUAGUAGUUCUGCAAAGCAUUUUCAUCUUAAUAUUGUGAUAUCGUAUUAAUUUUAGUUUCUAAAUAAGGGUAAGCCAGCCAAUUUAUAAACUUCAUAUCAUUGUAAUAUUAUAGAACAUUGAUUUCAUUCUUAUUUAUAAAAUAGAUUUAUUAUUAUUAAAUCUUGUUUUGGAAGGUAAGUGGAUUUUGAAAUCAACAAGAAGAAACAAUACUAAGUGUAAUUUAUAAGUAACAUUUGAUACAAUGGUAAUAUUUCAAUGAUAUAAAGUGCAGUGUGUAAUUGCAUGGAACUAUGACUACUACUUUUUACUGUGAUGAAGACUAUUUAGUGUUAAACAAAAACUAGGAAUUUUACUUGAGGAAUUUCUUUUGCUUUUGUUGUUCAGAACAUCUUGAACAAAGUAAAAUCACAAAAUAUUUCAUGUUA
Vespa mandarinia (Asian giant hornet) is the source of this 2641-nucleotide messenger RNA. RefSeq names its product wee1-like protein kinase. Gene Ontology annotation, cellular component: nucleus; cytoplasm. The record is from RefSeq and is a predicted model, not a curated record. Gene Ontology annotation, molecular function: ATP binding; magnesium ion binding; non-membrane spanning protein tyrosine kinase activity. Lineage: Eukaryota; Metazoa; Arthropoda; Insecta; Hymenoptera; Vespidae. Gene Ontology annotation, biological process: protein phosphorylation; mitotic cell cycle.